UGUAACGCUCUCGGGCUGCCACGGGCUGGGGGCGGGGCUGCGCAUGCGCGGUGCGCGUUCUCCUCCUUCUCUUCCUCUCGGUGCGGCGACGGAGGCAGCGGCGGCGGGGCCGCGCGGAGCCUUUUCCUCCCGCUCGGCCAGGGCCGCGCUCCCAGCCCGGAUAUGGCUCGUGGACAGCAGAAGAUUCAGUCGCAGCAGAAAAAUGCCAAAAAGCAAGCUGAGCAAAAAAAGAAACAAGGACAUGAUCAGAAGGCUGCAGCCAAGGCUGCCUUGAUAUAUACCUGCACUGUCUGUAGGACACAAAUGCCGGAUCCCAAGACCUUCAAACAGCACUUUGAAAGCAAGCAUCCUAAGACUCCACUUCCUCCAGAACUGGCUGGUGUUCAGGCAUAAAGUUGCCUACAGGUGAGAUCAUGGCACCUAUUGACUCUUCUGCUGUCAGACCUUACAUAACAAACCUGCAGCUGCUUUUCUAAAACUGUUGAUCAGCAAAAAUGAAGGGGCUACAGAAACAUUCAUAUUUUUAUGCUGUUCCCUCUUGGGUUUCAUGCAAAGACAAUUCUGUGUAAAUGUACAGUUGUGCCCUAUUUGGAAAUCCUGAAAAAUCAGUCCAUACUUGUUAUAAAAAAUUUUUUACAAUUGUAAUUAUAUUGAUGUUCAUAUUGUGUAAAAUAACUCAUUUAAUAAAGUAGUACUUUGAUUUUACAAUAUCACAGAUUAAAUCCUUGUAGAAGUUCUGUUUCAACUUUCUGUAUUAUCUGCCUUAUAAAAUAAUAAAACAAAAAGUGGAAUUUUCCCUGUCCUGCCAAAAACCGAGCAGUAUCAUUCCACUGAAAGUAAUGUACAUUACAGUAAAUUAAUCUUAAGUGAAGAAGGAAGCAGCUCAGAUUUACGAUUCAGUGUGCUGCCUGCUCGAGCCCAGUUGCUAGUGGUCAGGUUGUGGGCUCAAGGUGCAGCAGACUCGCUAGAAGCUGCAUGAGAACUGUGAGACUUCCUUCUACGUUUUUGUCCUGUGUAUUGGAAUCUAAUACUGCAAGCCAUUUUGAAUGGGAUUCCCUUUCUGUGAGGGAUCACGUUCCUUGAAGUCAUGCACUGGAGAGACUCUGGUUGUACUUGUUAGCCAUCUACCCAAUAUAAAGGAUAAAGAAGCCAAGAGGUGGCAGGUUAGAUGCUUUUAGGUAUUUUGGCUUGAAAAAUGCUCACAAAUAUUAGGUUAAGGCAACUCUGCUCUUAGCUGAAAUGUAAUUUGAAAAGAUUUGUAGUGGUAUUUUGAGGAGUUGGCCACACGUGUUCCCCCUCAAAUGUGUCUGAUUAUUUCAGUAGCAGCUCUUCAAGAAAUAUGUAAAAUAGCUACCCAUUAACAACCUUUCUUCACAAGCAGCUUAAAAUAAGCUUGUUGGAAAAGAGCCAAAGUAACUAAAAUAAUAUGGCUACAUUAAGAAAUCAGAUGUGGUUAAAUUUGCAUUGAGAACUGGAUAAUAACUCUCGGGCCAAGAACAUUUGAGCAGCUAAACAUAAUUCCCCUUAAAGUGUUCUGGGCUCAGUUCUAAUCCCAGGUGCUACAGCACGGAAG
Cuculus canorus (common cuckoo) is the source of this 1573-nucleotide messenger RNA. It is a transcript of the gene ZNF706, whose product is annotated as zinc finger protein 706. The record is from RefSeq and is a predicted model, not a curated record. NCBI's taxonomy places the organism in Eukaryota, Metazoa, Chordata, Aves, Cuculiformes, Cuculidae. Bases 163 to 393 code for a protein of 76 amino acids. The transcript has 4 exons.